This is a messenger RNA of Clunio marinus, 3693 nucleotides long. The record is from the annotation of a GenBank genome assembly. NCBI's taxonomy places the organism in Eukaryota, Metazoa, Arthropoda, Insecta, Diptera, Chironomidae.
AUGGGAAACCUACAAUCAAUAGCACCAUCACAAAUUUUCCCUGUUGAACAUUAUUUAAUAGGAUUAGAAGACGUAAGUCAAAUGAUUGACAUCACUACAAAAGAUGAAAUUGACCGUGAAGGUUUAAUUCUAAUAACAACACUUGUCACAUCUUGCAUUCGAGGAAUAUAUCAUUGCAGUUCCAAAAUUAAUUGUUUGGAAAUUCUUCACAAACUAGCUCAACACACGACAUCGGAGACAAUUUUAGAUAGAAUUCUUCCAUUUAUUCUUCACUUCACACAAGACAUCUCAGCGAAUGUUCGUGUUGCAGCACUUGACACGUUAACAUCUUGUCUUUGUUUAGUGAAGUCAUUGCCACGAUCUGAUGCAAAUGUUUUUCCUGAAUAUGUUCUUCCUUCAAUCUCGUCAUUGGCAACAGACCCGUCAACUAUGGUACGUGUUGCUUAUGCUCACAACAUUGCAACACUCGCUGAAACCGCAGUUAGAUUUCUUGAGAAUUCACAACUCGCUUCAGGCGACGGUCCCGUACCAAAAUAUGAAACUGAACUUCGUGAUUUGCAUGAAAUGUUGUCGUCGACUGUGAUGAGUUUAUUGACUGAUAGUCAAUCGAUUGUAAAACAAACAUUGAUGGAGUCGGGAAUAACAAAGCUGUGCGUGUUUUUUGGAAGUCAAAAAGCAAACGAUAUCAUUCUUUCACACAUCAUCACAUUUCUCAAUGAUAAAGAAGACAAAAAUCUUCGUGGAACAUUCUUCGAUUGUAUUGUUGGCAUUGCAGCAUUUGUCGGUUGGCAUUGUUCACCAAUUUUAAUUCCACUUCUUCAACAAGGUUUUAGUGAUACCGAAGAGUUUGUUCUUGCGAAAGCAAUUCGUGCAUCAACAGCUUUAACUGAGUUAGGAUUGAUUCAGAAGACAAACUUAAUUGAGUUCAUUUGUGAUUGUGUUUGCUUCUUAAAUCAUCCAAACAUUUGGAUACGACAUGAGAUUUGUGGUUUAAUAUCAACAGCUGCAAAGAGUCUUUCAGCGCUUGACGUUCAAUGUAAAAUAAUGCCAGCAGUUUCUGUUCAUCUUCGCACGCCUUUAUUACAAGUUGAGAGAAUUGAACUUCUUCUUGAUUGUCUUCAUCCGCCAAUUCCACGAAGUAUUUACGACAAUGUUGUAAAGUUUCCUGAAGUCGGACAGUUUAUUGAGAUACUGAAAGAUCGACGACAUGCGAGAGCCAAAGCUGGAACUGAUGGCAUUGCAAAGUACGGAGAAAUGACACAAGCAAUGAGAAAUUUUUUCCGACGUUUAUCAUCGACUGAGGAUCUUAAUGAUCUCGUUGAACUUCAAUUACUUUCAAUGGGUAAUCACUUGAUAAAAAUGGCUCGUUAUCGUGCUCAUGACAAUAAAAAGUCAUCUAGAGACGGUCGAAUAAAAUUGGAGAGGAAAGAUUCAUGUUAUCUUCAUGAGUUAGCGCUUGUUGAUAAGCUAACAAAGGUUGACAGUCAAGGAAGAAAACAUCGUGUAAGUGAAUCAGCGAGUGCUGAUUGGCUUUUGAAUGCAGACUUUCAAUCACCAUCGUCAGCAUCUCCAAUGCCUGAUGCAAUCUCAUUGAAUGCUCAGCCAAUCCAAGCAACACCAACAUUGUCGUUAGUCGAGUACAGCAUGCCAGAGAGAAGUUUUCAUCAGGAAAGAUUAUCUGAAUGUCGAUUGGAACUUGAUCAAUUAACGAAUCAAUUGAAGAUGAAAUACUCGACGAGUCUUCGUAAUGAGAUGUCGGAUGGGCAAUCGAAUGUGUCAGAUGAUUGGAAGUUCGCUGGAACUCUCGUCGCUCAUCUUCAUGAACAUAAAAAUGCUGUGACGAGAAUGGCGUCGCUGAAAGUUGGCGGACCACUUUUUGCUAGCACAAGCACUGAUGGAACUGUGAGAUUGUGGGAUUGUACGAAGCUUGACGGUCAUCAAAACAUUAACAGAUCAAGACAAUUUUAUUCAGCAAACACUCCAUUAAAUGCAGUUGCAGCUUGUGACGCCGGACAAUCGCUUGCUGUUGCUGGUCGUGAUGGAGCUUUACUCAUCCUUCGAAUAGAUCCAAAUUCCAGUAAAAUGGCUUUGGAACAAGCAAGACAUUUAGAUUCGAAUGCAAGAAUUGAUAGAGCUGUGAAAGAACAAGACGAUGGACCUGUCGUUGAGAUGCAAGCAAUGGAUCAAGGAUCGCAAAGUUUAAUUGUGUAUGCGACACUUUACGGAGCCAUUGUUGGUUGGGACAUUCGAAUGCAGGGAAAUGCAUGGCGACUUGAAAGUGAUUUGAGAAACGGCGUCAUUACAACAUUCACAAUUGACCCAACAAACUCUUCGUGGUUGGCAAUUGGAACGAGCAGUGGUCGUCAUUUAUGUUGGGAUUUGAGAUUUAGAUUGAAAAUUGCUGAGAUUAAACAUCCACAUGAAUCGAGAAUCAGGAGAGUUGCGUGUCAUCCGACGGAGCCUUCUUGUUUGAUUUCAGCAUCGCAAGGGAAUAACGAAGUUUUUUCGUGGAAUAUUGAAACAAAUUCGAGGCAACCUGCACUUUGGGCGAGCACCGCGCCGCCAUUGUCAAAUGUCAACAACACAGCACAUUCGGUUUGUGCUCUUUUACCGGGAGUUGUCGAUGGAAAAGGCUUUCUUGUGACUGGUGGAACAGAUCAGAGAAUAAGAUUUUGGGAUCUUCAAAACGCAGGCAAUUGUAAGCUUGUUGUUCCAUCACCCAAAGAUUCAAACACGACGAAUGUUUCUUACAGUUCACGAGUUAUCGAUGGCACGUAUGUGAUUCAGGAACUUUACAAUGGAAAUCAAUCGCCGACAACUGGAUCUGUAAAUUCAUCACGAAUCAAUAUUGAAGAUCAUAAACCCGGACCAGAUCUUCCAGUUUUCGGUCACAAUGAUGUGAUUACAGAUUUGGUUUUGUGUCGAACGCAAAAGCAAACUUUUAUUGCUUCAAGUAGUCGUGAUGGUGUGAUUAAGCUGUGGAAAUAAGAAGUUUAAUUUUUUUCUGUUUUUAUUACAUUUUUUUCGUCAUUAAACCAUUAAAUUUAUUUAUUUAAUUAUUUUUUUUAAUAAUUUUUUUAAAUAAAUAAAGAAAACAAAUCGCUUAAUAAUAAUGAAUAAAAAGUUUUCUUUUUGAAAUAUUGCAGGAAUGACAUGAAGUCGGUCGUUUGUUGCUUAAGGCAGCAACAUUAAGAAUUUGUUCAGAGCCUCUUGAGAAAUCUUGUAAUCAACUGCUUGGAUUUCUUUAACAAAUUGGCACUGAAGGAUAAGGAAUUUUAUUUGGAAAAGCGUAAGGCGCUGGGUUGACAGCGCGGCAAAUAUCUUUGUAACUUCUACCCCGCGGUUUUGGAGUUGCCGGCCGUCUUCUUGCUGGUUGAACAUUUCUUGAAUAUUCAUUGCUGUAUCCCAGAUUAUAUCCUUGGUUGUAGCCGUUGAGAUUGAAGAGUUCUUGGAGAAAUGGCGAAGCAAACGAUUCACAGAUCACCGCAAGCACAAUGAAAGCAACCACAAAUAAAUUUCUCAUUUUUAUUUCUUUAACUUGAAUAUUUAUGCUCAAAAAUUUAGCUGCAGUUAUGUUGUUCUGAUAACUUUUUCUCUUAACACCACAGAAAUGAGUUUUAAAUGUUGCUGAUCGCGUGUUCUAUUAUAAAGCAGCCGCGAAACAAUUAUGAAUGCAUAACGCUUGCGACGAUA